AUGCAAUAACGACCAAUUAUUAAUAAAGACUUACAAGAAAAAAGAGAUGUAAAUUGAUAUCUUAUAAUUAGAAUGCAGCAAGGUCUUUACACAAUUAUAAAAAGAGUGUGGAACUCAAUUAUUAAGAGUAUGUUUCAUAAACAUCUGAAUAAUAAAUAAAUGAUUUUGAAAGUCUUUCUAGACCUUCAGUAAAGAGUAUGCCUGUCAAGACUAGAGAUUUGUUGAAUAAAUACAAAGCUUAACUUGAAAUAUAACCAAAAUUUUAAAUAGUGCCAAAACCAAGUUAAUAAUUAGAAAUAAAGAAAAAUGUAGAACUUGAAGAACAUUAAUAAAGUGUUUCAUCUCCACGUUCAGAACCUCCAAAGAAUCCUUUUGAAGAUAGUCGUAAAACUAAACAAGAUGAAUAGAAUAUCUCUUUUAGUAGAUAGCAAGAAGUUAAAAUACCUGAGAGUCAAAUUUAAGAAGAACUUGUUUAAACUGAUUAAGAGGGUCAGAAGAAUCCUUUUGAAAAUUCAAGUGUAAUGUAAUAUACUUAAACAUAAAUGCUUGAUCCUUAUGCAAAGACUGUUUCUGAUAGAAAUUAAAUAAGUCAUUACACUAGUUAAGAAAGUAGUAACAUAUAGAAUUUAAGUUAAACAUAAGAGAAAUCAAUAGAUUCUGAAUAAUUCUAUGAUACUAUAGAAGAGUAAGGACAAUUCUAAUAAUCAGGUAAAGUUAGUAUGGGUACUCAAUGUUAGAAAUUUGAUCAUAAUUAUUAACAAUCAUCUAGAACUUAUAAUAGUAUUAAGGAAGAAAUUCAAGAUGAAUAAAGUAGUAUUACUCAUUCAUCUCAUUAAGAAGAGAAAGGUCAUUAGUAAUCAAAUUAAAGUCCAAUUUAUGAAAGUAUUGAUUAGGAAUCGUAAUUAGUAGAAACAACAUAAAGAUGGAGUUAAUAUUAAACAAUUCCAUAAAAUACAGCAUAAUUCAAUCCUAAUGUCUAACCAACCAUAAUGGAAGUAAAAUAAGAAUAUAACAAUUCAUUAUAAACAAAAUAGGAUUCAUCUAAUAAUGAUAUUAGUUAUGGUCAUUCAUUUGAUUAGGCAUAAUAAUCUAAUUAGUUCAAUAAUAAUAAUUAAGGUAAUUCUAAAUUUACGGAUAAGGAUACAUCAAAAGAUGGAAUAACAGUUAAUAAUCAUAUAAUAACAAAGAAAUUAUCAUAGGAAUUAGUAAUUGACAUGGAAAAGUUUGAGAAAAAUAGUCAUUUAUUGAAUAGUAUCAAUAAAACAUAAUUAUUAUUUAUUACAGAGAGAUAUAUAGAUUAUAUGAUUGGAUAAUUAAAUAAAGAUUUAUUGAAAGAGUUUAGAAUAUUAAAGAAAUUAUAAUAAUAUAUAUAUAAGAAAGAUAUGAUUGUAAUAAAAAGAUGUAUGAAACAAUUUAAGAUUUAUAAGGAUAAAUAAUUAGAGAAAUAUGAGAAGGAUAGGAUUUCAAGAUAGUUUCGAUUUUAGAAAUAGUAAAAAUAAAAAGAGAAUGUAUUUUCAAUAUUAAAAUAAAAUAAAACAGCAUAAUAAUAGUUUGUUAAGAAUUUGAUUUAAUUAAUGAAUAAUCAUAAAUAGAAAGUAUUUCUAAAUAGAUGGAAGAAUUAAGUAUAUAAAUAAAAAAUGAAAAAGUAAAUGGAUCUAUAAUAUAAACAAUUUUUAUUUAAUGGUUGGUUAAAUGUAGUUAAAAGGGAAAAGAAAUAAAAAGAUAUUAAGUCUUUAACUAAAUAUUAUUUUUCAACAAUUAAAAAAUAUUAUUCAACUUGGAAAUAUUUUACUUAUGAAUAAUAAAAACUCAAAUGUAAAUUUUUGAAUGCUUAUGCAAAUGUGAAUUUAAUGAAAAAGAAAUUUAUAAUGUUAUAAUGGAUAAAGUUUGUUUAGGAUGUGAAAAGAGAAAAAGAAUUUGAAGCUUAUGCAAAAUAGGCCAAUGAAUACAUUCCUGUUAAGGUAAGUCUAAAACCUUAAAAUAUAAAAAUCUAUAAUAUCAAAUGA
Paramecium pentaurelia is the source of this 2006-nucleotide messenger RNA. NCBI's taxonomy places the organism in Eukaryota, Ciliophora, Oligohymenophorea, Peniculida, Parameciidae. The record is from the annotation of a GenBank genome assembly.